This is a messenger RNA of Microbotryum saponariae, 734 nucleotides long. The record is from the annotation of a GenBank genome assembly. Lineage: Eukaryota; Fungi; Basidiomycota; Microbotryomycetes; Microbotryales; Microbotryaceae.
AUGCCCGAAACCCCAGCUCCAACCCGCUCCAAGGGCAUCCCACUGCGAGUACUGAUCGACCGAAGAGAGCACUUCCUUCCCGACAUGAUGUUUCGCUUCUUCGAGUACGCUGGUCGCCGGCCGAAAGCCCGCUUUUACAAGGAAGCCGAGAUCAUCUGGCAGGCCGUCUCCGAGAACACGUGGCAAGAGCUCGAGGCGUACAGCAAGGCACUCAGACUUUACUGCGAGGAGAUUGAGACUCGACUUGAGCAACGUUCGGGCUGGAACAUCUUUUCUCCAGAGGUAUGGGCGGUUUGGCUAGAGUCGAUGAAGUUCUAUUACGGGGAGCGUGGCCUCUGCAACGAUUACUGGAAGAUCAUCAAGUACUCUGGAUACCGUAAGUACUUCUGUGUGUUCUCGUGACCUCCGCGUUGUAUCUGCUGCGGUAGUGUCUGACUCAGACUCGCCCCCGCCCCUGUUCACAUUCGAUCCUACAAGUCUUACACGCCCUCCGGGACAGAUUCAUCUCCGAAUACAAUGCUAAGCACCCCGAGCUCGACCCUCCUCUUCGACGAUCCGACAAUCUCAUCCUUCGCCUAGGAUCGCUGCCGUCGUUUCGAAAGGAUCGCGUGGCCUACUUCUCAUUUCCCGAUCCAACGCCCAGUGGACCCUCUGGAUUCCUCGAAGGCGAGCGGGAGCAUCUCCAGAGUAGGUCUGAAUUUUCACCCAUCGCCCUAAAGGAAACAUCGGACUAA